AAGAGGAGAAACAGCUGCCUCUUCUCUCCCACUGCUCCAUCACUUUGAAAAUAUCAGAGCAACAACCAAAUGAAAAGAGGACAGACAGGAUUUACUUUCAUACUUGCAUAAAACAACCCCUACUCUUCCCCAUUCUCCUUUUCAAGGAGGGCAUUUUUCUUCCCUUUCCCCCCCUUUCCUUUUCUACCCCGAUUUUUUCCUCUGAGGUCCCGGUUUUGUUUUGUCACCAACAAGCCCCUGAACUUCUCUGGGAUUUCAGGUGAGGUGCGCGUGUGCAGUGUGUGGUGCUUUUCCCAUCUUUUUUUACUACCUAUCAUGGCUCACGCGGCCUCCCAGCUGAAGAAGAAUCGGGGGGAAGUGGAUGUGAAUGCAAUAGAGGAUGAGAAGGAGAAGCGGAGGAAGAGCAGGAGAGCGUCGUCCCGGGAACAAAAGAGAAAGUCUGACAGUAAUGCUAGUUACCUGCGAGCUGCCAGGGCGGGGAACCUGGAAAAGGUCCUUGACUACCUGAAGUCUGGGGUUGAGAUUAACAUUUGCAAUCAGAAUGGCCUAAACUCUCUUCAUCUGGCCUCCAAAGAGGGACAUGUAGAGGUUGUUGCUGAGCUGCUGAAGCUUGGAGCUACUGUGGAUGCAGCCACAAAGAAAGGAAACACUGCUCUACACAUAGCCUCACUGGCUGGCCAGGCGGAAGUCGUCAAAGAGCUGGUUACUAAUGGAGCUAAUGUCAACGCACAAUCGCAGAAUGGAUUCACUCCUCUGUACAUGGCAGCUCAGGAGAAUCACCUGGACGUGGUGCGGUUCCUUCUGGAGAACAGCGCCAGCCAAAGUAUCGCCACCGAGGACGGCUUCACCCCUCUAGCGGUGGCCCUCCAGCAGGGCCAUGACCAGGUGGUCUCCCUGCUACUGGAGAACGAUACAAAGGGCAAGGUGCGUCUCCCUGCCCUCCACAUCGCUGCCCGCAAGGACGACACCAAGGCCGCGGCCCUGCUCCUGCAGAACGACCACAAUGCCGAUGUCGAGUCCAAGAGCGGCUUCACGCCCCUGCACAUUGCAGCUCACUAUGGCAACAUUAACGUGGCCACAUUGCUGUUAAACCGAGGGGCUGCUGUGGACUUCAUGGCCAGGAAUGACAUCACUCCACUUCAUGUGGCAUCGAAAAGGGGCAACAGCAACAUGGUGAAGUUAUUACUAGACAGAGGGGCCAAAAUAGAUGCAAAGACCAAGGAUGGUUUAACACCUCUUCACUGUGGAGCGAGGAGCGGCCAUGAACAGGUGGUAGAAAUCCUGUUGGACAGAGGAGCUCCUAUCCUGUCCAAGACCAAGAACGGUCUGUCGCCGCUGCACAUGGCCACGCAGGGGGACCACCUGAACUGCGUCCAGCUCCUGCUGCAGCACGACGUGCCCGUGGACGAUGUCACCAACGACUACCUGACGGCGCUGCAUGUUGCUGCACACUGCGGGCACUACAAGGUGGCCAAGCUCAUUGUGGACAAGAAGGCCAACCCGAAUGCAAAGGCUCUGAACGGUUUUACUCCACUCCACAUCGCUUGCAAGAAGAACAGAGUGAAAGUGAUGGAGCUUUUGCUGAAGCACGGGGCGUCUAUCCAGGCUGUUACAGAGUCUGGCCUAACGCCAGUUCAUGUGGCAGCCUUCAUGGGGCAUGAGAACAUUGUUCAUGCUCUGACACGCCAUGGAGCAUCACCCAACACCACCAACAUUCGAGGGGAGACAGCUCUCCACAUGGCGGCAAGGGCAGGCCAGGCAGAUGUAGUUCGAUAUCUGCUGAAGAACGGAGCCAAGGUGGAGACCAAGUCCAAGGAUGACCAGACAGCAUUGCACAUCUCGAGUCGGUUGGGGAAGGUUGACAUCGUCCAGCAGCUCCUGCAUUGUGGUGCCUCGGCCAACUCUGCCACCACUUCAGGUUACACCCCGCUUCACCUGGCCACCCGCGAAGGACACCAAGAUGUUGCCUCCAUGCUGCUGGAGAACGGUGCCUCACUUUCUUCCUCCACAAAGAAAGGGUUCACUCCGCUGCACGUAGCAGCAAAGUAUGGCAAGAUGGAGGUUGCCAGUUUGCUCCUUCAGAAGAGAGCCCCGCCUGAUGCUGCUGGAAAGAGUGGGCUAACUCCGCUGCAUGUAGCUGCUCACUACGAUAAUCAGAGAGUGGCGCUGUUGCUGCUGGAUCAGGGAUCCUCCCCACACGCUGCUGCCAAGAAUGGCUACACGCCGCUCCACAUUGCUGCCAAAAAGAACCAAAUGGACAUCGGGACCACACUGCUGGAGUACGGCGCCGACACCAACGCGGUGACGCGACAGGGCAUCAGUCCAAUUCACCUGGCAGCGCAGGAGGGCAGCGUGGACCUGGUGUCUCUACUGCUGGCCAAGAAUGCUAACGUCAAUGUGUGCAAUAAGAGUGGACUCAUGCCCCUGCACUUAGCAGCUCAGGAAGAUAGGGUCAAUGUUGCAGAAGUCCUUCUAAACCACGGGGCUGAUGUUAACCCACAAACAAAGAUGGGUUACACUCCCCUACAUGUGGCUUGUCACUACGGCAACCCAAAGAUGGCAAACUUUCUUCUGCAGAACCAUGCCAAAGUCAAUGCCAAAACAAAGAAUGGCUACACUCCACUCCACCAAGCAGCUCAGCAGGGCCACACCCACAUCAUCAACCUGCUGCUCCAGCACGGGGCCUCGGCCAACGAGCUCACCGUGAAUGGGAAUACUGCCCUUUCCGUCGCCCGCCGUCUGGGGUACAUCUCUGUAGUGGACACUCUGAGGCCCAUGACUGAUGAAAACCUCUCAGCCAUGAGUGCUUCAGAAAAACACAAAAUUAAUAUCCCGGAGACCAUAAAUGAGUUCCUCGACAUGUCAGACGAUGAAGCUUGGGCUAAUGUGCCAGAAAUACUCAGAGAAGAGUCUAUUUCUGAUGUUGACGAAGUGCUGAGGGCAGGAGGGGGAGGGGCUGCGGUGAAGGAGCACAGUGUUGCAGGCAGGACAGAGACGGACAUGAGGGAGAAGGGGAAGCACUACAGCCGCUCCGGCGGCUUCGUCGAUCGGCGUGUCAUCGUCCACCGGUCCGCUGAUCUAGAGACUGAUGCUGGCUAUUCUGGUUUGGUUUCCUUUGCUGAGGUGCUGCAUCACCCCAUUUAUCUGCUUGUGAAGUUAACAGCAGGAUGUUGUGAUUUCAUCCCCCCUCCAGGUGAGGAUGCGAUGACCGGUGACACGGACAAAUACCUGCGGCCUCAGGACCUCAAAGAGCUGGGGGAUGACUCCCUCCCCCAGGAGGGCUACAUGGGCUUCAGCAUAGGGGCCCGCUCAGCCAGCCUCCGCUCAUUCAGUUCGGAUAGGUCCAACACACUCAACCGGAGCUCCUUUGCCAGAGACAGUAUGAUGAUUGAGGAGAUUCUGGCCCCCACAAAAGACACGCACCUCGCUGUGACCGAGGACUACAGUUCGGACUGUAUGCGACGCUACAGCUGGACCCCAGACACCAUGGACCACAGUCACAACACGGUGUCAAGCCCAAUUCACUCUGGGUUCUUGGUCAGUUUCAUGGUGGAUGCCCGUGGCGGUUCCAUGAGAGGAAGCCGCCACAAUGGGAUGCGCAUCAUCAUUCCUCCCAGAAAGUGCACAGCACCUACACGCAUCACCUGUCGCUUGGCUAAAAAGCACAAACUGGCCUUCCCUCCGCCUAUGGUGGAGGGAGAGGGUCUGGUCAGUCGGUUGGUGGAGGUCGGACCUGCUGGCGCCCAGUUCCUUGGUCCUGUGAUUGUGGAGAUUCCUCAUUUUGGUUCAAUGCGAGGGAAAGAAAGGGAGCUGAUUGUGUUGAGGAGUGAUAACGGUGACACUUGGAAGGAGCACCAGUUUGACACCAGGCCAGAAGAUCUCACUGAACUGCUUGCUGGAAUGGAUGAAGAGAUGGACAGUCUUGAGGAGUUGGAGAAGAAGCGCAUCUGCCGCAUCAUUACCAGGGAUUUUCCCCAGUAUUUUGCUGUGGUGUCCAGGAUCAAGCAGGAGUCCAAUCACAUGGGUCCUGAUGGAGGCAUCCUGUCCUGCAGCACUGUGAACAUGGUCCGGGCCUCGUUCCCGCAGGGGGCUUUAACCAAGAGGAUCCGUGUUGGCCUGCAGGCUCAGCCGGUGCCAGAUGAGUUAGUUAGGGCGGUCCUCGGAAACAGAGCCACCUUCAGCCCCAUCGUCACCGUCGAGCCCAGAAGGAGAAAGUUUCACAAGCCAAUUACCAUGACGAUCCCGGUCCCUCCUAGAUCAGCAGAAGGCCAUCCCAGCGGCCAGCGAGGCGAAUCUGCGCCAUGCCUGCGUUUGCUCUGCAGCAUCACAGGAGGGACGUCUCCUGCACAGUGGGAGGACAUAACAGGAACCACGCCGUUGUCCUUUGUAACCGAUUGUGUCUCCUUUACCACAAAUGUAUCGGCCAGGUUCUGGCUCGCAGACUGUCACCAGAUUCCUGAGACGGUAAGUUUAGCGUCUCAGUUAUACCGGGAGCUGAUCUGCGUGCCGUACCUGGCCAAGUUUGUGGUGUUUGCUAAGAUGAAUGACACUGUGGAGGCCCGGCUGCGCUGCUUCUGCAUGACGGACGACAAGGUGGACAAGACUCUAGAGCAGCAGGAGAACUUUGAAGAAGUGGCACGCAGCAAAGACAUUGAGGUUCUGGAGGGAAAGCCCAUCUAUGUGGAUUGUUAUGGCAACCUUUCACCUCUCACCAAAAGCAGCCAGCAGUUGAUUUUUAACUUCUACUCUUUCAAGGAAAACAGACUUCCUUUCAAUGUGAAGGUUAGAGAUGUAGGCCAGGAGCCAUGUGGCCGCCUCUCCUUCCUAAGAGAGCCCAAAACCACUAAAGGCCUUCCGCAGACUUCCAUAUGCAAUUUGAAUAUCACACUGCCAACCCACAAGAAGGAUAUGGAGUCUGACCCUGAUGAUGAGACUGAAAAACCAGAACGACGUCAUACCUUUGCCUCCUUAGCUUUACGUAAGCGCUACAGCUAUUUGACUGACCCAGCAGCGAAAACAACUGAUCGAAGCCCGCCGAGAACACAGCCUUCUGGCUACCCUCACAAACCUGUCUUUUCAACAAGAUCUUAUCAGGCGUGGUCGCCUGUUCCUGUCACCGUCCCUGGCCAAACCAAAUCUGGGUUUGGCUCCCUCUCCAGCUCGUCAUCAAACACACCUUCUGCCUCUCCCUUAAAGUCUGUCUGGUCCAUCAAUUCUGCCUCCCCCAUUAAGACCAACAUGCCUGGAUCACCUGUCUCCUCUGUAAAGUCAGUUAGUGACACAGCCUCUCCCAUCCGAUCUUACAGAUCUAUUUCGUCUCCUAUAAAAACUGUAAUCCACCAAUCCCAGUACCCUGUCCAGGUCACCCCCAGCCCCCUGGCCUCACCCGGUAAAAGUGCUUCAGACCCUUUGUCUAUGAAAGGAUUAGCAGCAUUGUCCUCUAGGACCCCCAUAGCACCGUCUGGAGGAGGAAGUCCUUAUCUUGAGAGAACGUCUAUGGGCCUCACCCCACCAACCUCUCCCAAAUCAUCUCUCAGCAUGUUCGGUUCUCCCCUACCAUAUAAAACUAUAUUGGGAAGUUCAACCAGUACAACACCAUCCUCCUCACCCAUAAAAACGGUCCCUGGUCUUGCAUCAAUGCGUUCCCUUGCAAUGGAUUCGACUGCUCCUGUAAGAAACCUAUUUUCCUCUUUUUCAUCACCUGUUAAAUCCUGCAACUCUCCAAGUGCUGCUGCUCUGAUUAAUGGAGCUGUGUCACCUGCACAGUACCGCUCUUCAUCCCCAACAUCUCAUCUCGCCAGCAGUCUGCAAGAAAGAAUACAAGCGACCACCAAUGCCGCAACUACAAGUGUUAAUGCAGCAUUUGAUGAGGUUGAAAAGACAUUCAAUUCUUGCUCUGCAGGUUACGGCACCCUCAAGUCUUUGUCUUCGUCUGCCUCCUCGUCAUAUCAGUCCAUUAGGUCAUCAGCUUCUGGUUCCCUCUACACCUCCCUAAGAACCCCUCCCAGUGUAACCACUGCUGUAACUUCAAGUACGACGACUGUUCCGGUGUACUCUGUGAUAAAUGUGGUGCCAGAGUCCCAGUUGAAAAGGAGAUCUCAGGUACCCCCCUCAGUUGCUGUUCUUCUGUCGCCAAGAAAAAGUAUUCCUUCUGAAAUAAAUUCUCAGUCCUCUUUUGUCAAAACUCUGUCCCCUGUCAAAGCACCUCUUUAUUCUCCCGGCAUCAAAUCCAGCAUAGCAUCACCAUUAUCAUCAAGCCAAGAAAUUCUUAAGGAUGUAGCCGAAAUGAAAGAAGACUUGAUAAGAAUGUCAGCCAUUUUGCAGACAGACCCAAAUGCUACUGCCAGCAAAGGGUUUCAGUCCGAUUCUCCGAAAGAGGCUAAGAUGGAGGAUGAGGAGCCAUAUCGGAUUGUGGAGAAAGUAAAACAGGACUUGGUAAAGGUAAGCGAAAUCCUGACUAAAGAUUCCAGAAAGGAUGGUAGGAUUUCUCCUGCCAGAGGUUCAUUGGAUGAUAUACACUUCUCAAAGGUGCAAGUUGAACAGCCACCAAGCAACUGGAGCUAUCCACCAAGAUAUGAGACGGUAGUUUCCCAAGCAAGAUCAAAAUGCAUACCUGACAGGGAUUUUAAUCUGUCCAAAGUGGUUGACUACCUAGCCAAUGAUGUAGGCUCCAGCUCUUUCUCCAAAAUGCACGACACAAAACAGAAAGCAGAUGAAGGAAAAAGAGAAGGAGAGGGUAGAGAGAAGCAGAAAAGAGUCCUAAAACCAACUAUAGCAGUUCAGGAGCAUAAGCUCAAAAUGCCUCCAACAACCAUGCGUUCUUCACCUUCAGAAAAAGAAAUUAGUAAAGUGACUGAUGCACUUUUUGGUGGAGACACUGUGCUUGAAUCCCCUGAUGAUAUCUCACAUGAGCAGGAUAAAAGUCCUCUCUCAGACAGCGGGUUUGAGACCAGGAGUGAGAGAACGCCAUCAGCUCCUCAAAGUGCAGAAGGCACAGGUCCCAAGGCCCCUUUUCAAGAUAUCCCAGUACCACCAGUUAUCACUGAGACUAGAACGGAAGUUGUACAUGUCAUCAGGAGCUAUGAGCCGGAGGAUGACAAACAGCUUGCAAUGGAAGAUGCAGAUUCAGUUAGAAAUAUUGAAUCAGAUUUUAAAGGACAUCAGACUCCAACUCUAUCAACUCCAGACCAGAAUAAAUGCUUUUCAGUAAAGGGUAGCCCUGAUGAAGACCCAAUGGGAAAGGGGAUGAGGGUAAAGGAGGAAACUCACAUCACUACUACCACCAGGAUGGUAUACCACAAAACACCUGGAAAAGAAACCGCAUCAGAAAGAUGUGAGGAAACCAUGUCGGUGCAUGAUAUCAUGAAAGCUUUUCAGUCAGGGAAGGACCCCUCUAGAGAGCUGGCUGGACUGUUUGAACACAAGUCUAGCAAUGAAGAGGUUUCACAAAGAUUCCUUGAGGACAUCAACUCUAAACCGAAGGUUGAAAGAAUUAUUGAGGUUCACAUUGAAAAUGGCAGUAAAACAGAACCAACAGAAGUAAUAAUUAGAGAAACAAAGAACCAUUCAGAGAAGGACAUGUAUUACUACCCAGGGAGACGAGAGGAUGAGGAGCCUGAGGAGUCACUUCCAGUGUAUAUUGAGUCCCCUAGAGUGAAUACACCUUUGUCACAGGAAGAAGACAGUCGUCCUAGUUCUGCGCAGCUAGUGGCAGAUGACUCCUAUAAAACAUUUAAGCUACUUAGCCAACAAUCUGUAGAAUAUCAUGAGGAUGAAUCAUCAGAGCUUAGAGGAGAAUCAUACAACUUUGCUGAAAAAAUGCUAUUAUCUGAGAAAUUUGACCAAUCUCAUUCAGACACUGAGGAGUAUCUGAGAGAUAGAUCUCGGUACCAUUCACCUGACAGAAGCACUCCUAGUAAGGGUAGGUCAGCUGGGCCAAGAACGGAGUAUGUUUUUAGGUCAUCAAGAAAUGUAUUUGACAAAGCAGGACAAAUGGCUAAUGUUGAUCAUAACUUUGACAAACUGACACUUUUACAGUAUUCCUCAGAGCCUGGUAGCCCAAAACAGUCUGUUUGGAUGCGCGUACCAGAUGACACACAGAUUAAAGAGAGAGAACAAGUUGUAUAUGAGGACAGAGUGGAUAGAACUGUUAAAGAGGCAGAGGAGAAACUUAGCGAGGUCUCUCAGUUUUUUCGGGAUAAAACAGAACAACUUAAUGAUGAGCUAUCAUCUCCAGAGAAGAAAUCCCGUAGACCAGACUUCAGGGAAUCUCGAUCUGGGCCCAGUUCAACCCAAAGUAGCCCAGAGAGGUCACCCUAUAGGAGUGGGGGUAGUGGGGAAGAGUGGAACAGAGAAAGGUUAAGAGACAGAUUUGGCCCCAGUGACAGGAAAUGUGCUAGUUUACCCAGCAGUCCUGAAAGACGAGUGUUGCUCCAGUUAAGUGAUGCUGACCCAAGAAAGCAAGGAGAUGGAAAAGUACAGGGAAGUGCUGCUGAUAACCCUAAAUCUUUUCAAAUGUCUUCCUCUAAAGUUAGUGCAGUCAGGUUAAAGUUUGAACAAGAGGCUCAAAGGCAAGACAGGGGAAGUUCAGCGAGUCAGAAUCAAACCCCUCCUAUCAGGAAGCUCCAGGAAACAAGACUACCAGUUUAUCAGAUGUUUUCUGGGUCUAGUACCCAAAAAGCACCUGACAGUCCAGCAAACCAAACAAAAUACAAAGAGACUGAGUCAAAUAAGUUGUCACCCAAGCAUGAGAACAGUGGAAAAGAUCAGGAAGAGAAUAAGUCAUUCAAAGCUUCGGAGAACCAAGGGUAUGGGCAGUGUAAACCUCAAUCUCCCAAACUAUCUAAUUAUUUAGCUCAUGAUUCCACAAAAGAUUGCAUUGGUGAUUCUCAAAGACAAGAAACAACUAAGAAAAUAAUUUACAAAGAAUUUGUUGUCAGAGAAAGUCCAAGUACCAAUGAUGGUCUAAAAAAAAACUCGGAAUCGCAAAUUCCUGUAAGAAAAUCGUCUAAUUUUUCAGAAAACCACAAAUCCACCUCUUUAAAAUUAGAUGAACCAAAUGAAAGGCCUGGGCAUCAUACAUAUUCUACUUUAGGUAGAAAUCGGUUACACAGUAGCUCUGAAUCAAAUAAGUCUACUUGUGGAUCAUCCUUAGGAAAGUCCACAGUCUCCUCAGAGAGUAGCCAGUCAAAUGUAGUGUGCAAUGGAGUUGAUGAUGACCAAGUAGAGUAUUUGGAUCAAGCAACUCCUGUAGUUGUGACUGAGGGUUUCAAAGAUAUUAAACCCUUACCAGUGUAUGUCAGCAUCCAAGUUGGAAAGCAGUAUGAGAAAGAAACAACCUCAGGAGAGCUGGGGACAUACAAAAAGAUUGUGAGUCAUGAGAGUAGAACAAUGCAUGAAACAAGAGGUGCAAUUUACAGUGUCAAACAAAAACAGUCUCCUUCUCCUCAAGGAAAUCCAGAAGAUGACACUCUAGAACAGGUAACUUUUAUGGAUAGCUCUGGGAAAAGCCCUGUAACCCCUGAGACCCCAAGCUCAGAAGAACUGAGCCUGACAUCCCGAACACCAGACUCUGUGAUAGGUUUCAUGACUGGCAUGCCAAGCCCUAUUCCAGAAGAAUCUGAGGAGGAAGACGGAAAGACCUUCAUCUAUAAAGAGGCCUUAAAAGAAAAACCCAAGCCAGGCUCUCCAGAGAAUCACAGUAAAAAGCACGAUGGAGAAAGAGGGAAGUCAAAGGACAAAAGAGUUGCUUAUAUAGAGUUUCCACCCCCUCCUCCAUUAGAGGCAGAGCAGUCCAGUGUCAAAAAAAGGUCUGCAUGUACUCCCUCUGAGGCAGAGACAGAGAUGAUGGAGGUAAACCUGCAAGAGGAGCAUGAUAGACACCUUUUAGCGGAGCCUAUCAUUCGAGUCCUUCCUCCAUCCCCUGUCCCUCCAGGAGCUGAUAACAGUGACUCUAGUGAUGAUGAGUCUGUCUUCCAUCCCGUUCCUGUCAAAAAGUACACAUUUAAAAUGAAAGAGGAAGAUGAAAAAUGUCAGAAGGACAAAAAGUCAGAGAAAAAUGGAAUUACUAAGGAAUCUGGGGUUAAUGAUGGUGGAAAAGGAGAGGAGGCUGAAUUGGAACAGAAUGGAAACGAUCAGUCAAUCACUGACUGCUCAAUAGCAACAACCGCUGAGUUCUCCCAUGACACAGAUGCAACUGAGAUUGACUCGUUAGAUGGAUAUGACCUUCAGGAUGAAGAUGAUGGACUAAGUGAAGACCCUAAAACAUCUAGUUUGUCCAAUGAUGGGAAAACUGCUGACCGUUCAUUUAAUCAGUCCAAGCUUGAAGUGAUAGAAGAGGAGAAAUGCGAGGAAGGAGGCAACAGUGGAAAGAGUAAAAGUAGCACAUCUGCAGCAAAAGCCAGUGGAGAAAAAAAGGACUAUACACUUGAAGGAAGACACCCAGAGAGGAAGAGUUUUGGGGAGAACUAUUUUGAAUACCAACUCCAAGACGAGCUGAAUUCAACCUUUAAAACUGUAGCUACCAAAGGUCUGGAUUUUGACCCUUGGUCAACAAAAGGGGUUGAUAAUGAAGGGCUUUUUGAGUCCAAAGCGAAAGAAGAGGACCCCAAACCUUACAGUUUGUCGGCUGAGGAAAAGUCACAGGCUACAACACCUGACACAACCCCUGCUCGAACACCAACUGAUGAGAGUACGCCGACUAGUGAGCCUAACCCCUUCCCUUUCCAUGAAGGGAAGAUGUUUGAGAUGACACGCAGUGGUGCUAUUGACAUGAGCAAGCGGGACUUUGUUGAAGAGAGGCUUCAGUUUUUCCAGAUUGGUGAGCAUUCCUCUGACCCUAUAGCAGGGGAAAAGGGGAGAGGGGGAAAGAUCCUGGGGGUACCUUCCACUCAGUCAAAAACUGGGGAGAGGUCCAUUGUAGAUGGAAAGGUGGCGGUUGUAGAUACUACCUUAGACAGCAGUACUAGACCUACAACACCAGCAACAACUGCAGCCAAAUACAGCCCUACACAGCCUGGCAGUGACAUAGGAUGUGCUGUUACUAAUAUUCCUGCCUGUGAAGCCAUAGCUGAGACUGCCUCUUCGUGCACAAUCACAGCCUCCAAGGUUGACUCCAAAUUACGAACUCCUAUUAAAAUGGGCAUAGCUGCCUCUAUAACUGUGAAAAAAGACUCAGGGGAACUCACAGACUGUAAAGCUGAGUUGUCAGAGGGUCAGGUGGUGCCAGAAUACAUUAGUAUAGAGGGUCAGUGUUCAGAGAAACAGCCUAGCUGCCAUGCUGAGUCUAGGAAAGAUAAAAGAGAAUACCCAUCUGAAAACUGCAACAACAACAAUAACCUGGAAUCCUCCAGUGUUCAGGCCAACUAUAUUCAAUGUGGCAGUUUAGUUUUUAAUUUGCAGUCCUCCUCUGAGCCCACUCUACAGAAAGCUAGCAGGAUAGAAACUCUGUGCUGUAAAGAUAAGAACGAGAGAGUGGAAGUGCCCUGCAGCAGUCAGGUUCAAGCGCAGACAACUGACAUAGUUAAGGAAAUUGAGGCAAAGCAGCCCAGGUCGAGGCUUCCAGUUAAAGCAUCAGGAUGGUCAUUUCAUACACAGGGAACUGCUACUGGGAAGCAGAAACCCAAACAAGCAGUAACAGGUGAGGUCAGGAAAAGAGGACAUCCAGUGAUUGCCAAAGUAGAGCCUAGAUCAAGGAUACCAGUCAAAGAUGUUAAAAAGAGUUGUCCUGCUGCCACAUCUAGCUUACCUGCCUCAGUUCGUAUUACCUCACAGCCUGUAAAAACACUGAAUACAGCAAGAGCAGCCAUACAACUGCCCACAAGGCAACCACAGAAGGAUAGGCAUCAGUCAAGCAGUGCCACCAGAGAGGGAGCAUCUAGACCGAACAGACAGGAUAACCCUAGUGAACUUUGUAAGCGCACCAUCGAAUACUUUACAGACAUUAGCGGGGAGACGCUAAAGUUGGUGGACCGCCUGUCAGACGAGGAGAAAAAGACUCAAACAGAACAGUCGGAGGAAGACAGCACCUCCCGAAGCACCUCUCUGUCGGACGCCUCCCAGCCUUCCCAGCCCUCCCGCUCAUCCAGGUCUGGUAGAGGUUCGAGGGCUGAGGCCGGGGCCGCGUCCGUAAGGGCAAAGGUGGCGACGGCGGACAGGGCUUCCGGCAGUGAGAGGAGCAGGAGGAGUAGGCGGACUGGUGGGAAGGAGGGCAGUCAGGGACUCACAGGGUCUCGAGCGCCUCCCAUCGCGGAGAUCAAGCCUAGUCCCCAAAGUCCUUGUGAACGAACAGACUUGCGCAUGGCCAUCGUUGCAGAUCACCUGGGGCUCAGCUGGACAGAGCUGGCUCGAGAGAUGAACUUCACAGUGGAUGAGAUCAACCACAUCAGACUUGAGAACCCUAACUCUCUGACGGCACAGAGCUUCAUGCUACUUAAGAAAUGGGUCAGUCGUGAAGGGAAAAAUGCCACAACGGAUGCCUUAACUGAAGUGCUGACUAAAGUCAAUCGGAUGGAUAUUGUGACUUUGCUGGAGGGCCCAAUAUUUGACUAUGGUAACAUUUCAGGCACGAGAUGUUUUGCCGAUGAUAACGCUGUUUUCCGGGAUCAGGCUGAUGAUUUUCAGAGCAUUCUAGCCGAGCUGCAAUCCCCUGCCGCUCUGCACUCCACCCCCUACUUCCUGGAGCCUGAACUCCCAGUCACCCCCAACCCUUCCCUUGCCCAGCAUCAGCAUCUCCAUUACCCCAAACCAGACACUUCUUUCCAGACUUGCAAUCAGUCAGAGGUCACUGCUUGGAGUCCAAAGGAUGAUCCUUGUAGCAAAGAACCAGACAGCCCCCCUAAGAGUCCCCCCAGGCCCUGUGAGCUUGCCCUGCCCGUCCCAACCUUUGAUCUUCCCGACCCUCUUUCUCCUAAGGUCAGAAAGCCCCACAUUGCUUUAAAUGACCAACUUCUUUUGAGUGAAGAGGAGGACAGAUCUUUUCAAGAAAUGGAGCCAACCUUCAAGCCCAGGUCACAGUCCUUCCCGACAAUGUGUGAAUUAGACGUUGACAUGGUGUUCUCUACGUCUUCUCCUUCGCUGUCAUCCAUGUCAUCGAUAACCCCAUCGUCUCCUGACAGAGCAUGUAUGGGUGUGCGGUUGGGCUACGCCCUAGAUGUGGCACAAAAGGAUGUAGGCCAGAAAGGAAGUCAAAUGGAAGUGGAAGAAGAAAUCGAGAAGGUUGUUGAGAUUGUUGCAGUACAGUUAGCAGAGAGGAAUGCAUUAGUGGAGACGUUGGUAGAACAGGAAUUGAUUAAAAAUGUGGAGAGAAAGUGUGAGAUGGUUGCAAAGGACAGGUCUCAGUUGGCAGAAGAGCAGAUAAUUCUCCUGGAACCAAAGUGGUCUGCAGAGCAGGAAAAAAAUAAUGUUAAUGCACAGCAUCAUGCUGUUCAAGGUGGGAGUAAAACAGCAGCAUCUGAGGAGGAGAAGGCUAGAGAUGAAGACAAUCUAUCAAUGGAGCACAUUAGUUUAACAGAAACUGGGCAUAAAGUAGUCAAAGAGGCUGUUGAUCGACCUUUGGAUGUGGGGGAAAGAAUACAAGUGGAGGAAAAAAUGGAAGAUGCUGAUUCAGAACUGCAAUCUAAAGAUGGACAAGACAUCUGUGACACAUUAGAAGGGGCACCAAAAGACCAGAUUGUGUCUGACCUUUUCCCUCAAGCCUGGGUUGAAGAUGUGCUUGAGCAAUUUCAGCUCUGUGAGUCUGGAUGCAAUGAUGACGAAGAGGAGCAGAGAGGCAGAGAAAUUCCAGAGGAGGCCUUAGGAUCUUUGUUGGAAGAGGUGAAUAAAGAAGGCUCAGAGGAGAAGGAGGAGGACAAAGAGGUCACUGAAUCCAGGGAUCAGGAGAGUCUUGAAGAGGUUGAACAUGCAGAAAAAAACAUAUGGUUACUUUCAGGAUGGCACAGUGAUUCAUCCAGCGUCAAUGUGGAGCCGCCAACGCCGGGCCGCAGCGUCAGCUCAGACCUGCUCAACAAACAGGAAAGCCAGGAAAACUCUAGUGAGUCCAUCACUUCCUCGUCUAGAGCUGAAUCAGGGAGGUCCCGACCGAAUGGCAAUAACUCAAAGCACUCACCUCAGGAUGCCUCAUCAGACUCAUCUACUGGCAGAACAGACGGGACACUGUUGUCAGAGAAAAAAAUUCAGCGGGUUAGUGUAGAUUCCGGUUCAGAGGAAGAGCAGACUGUAACCACCAGAAUCUUCAGGCGGCGUCUCAUUUUGAAGGGAGAAGAGGCAAAAAACAUCCCAGGCGAGUCUAUGACAGAAGAGCACUAUAUGGACCACGAUGGUAACCUCAUCAGUAGAAAAGUGACCAGGAGGGUAAUUCGACGAGUCUCAACCCCCACUCCAGAAAAUCAAGGAAGCGAAAGUUGGCACAGUGACCUUCACCACAGUCCCACUCAGCAGGAAUAUGGGUCAGAGCAGGGAGAUGGAGCAAGGAAAUGCAGACGAUCAGGGGAUAAAAAGCACCACUCGUAGAGAUGGUUGUGUUUUAGCAGAACCAUGAUGUUACCUGGGAACAAGUGCUUAAACCAUUUUAGGAGUUCCAUCCAUUGUGAGGAAUUAAAAUGAAGGUCCAGUCUGCAAAUCUCUGCUUCAAACAAAUGAUUUUUUUUUUUCCGUAAGAGAAGUCGGACUUUCUCAGAUUUACGCAUGAGCAUGAAAAACUCACUUUCGAUCAGGAUAAAGACCAGGAGGUUCCUUUCCUUUUUGGACUGCGGUGGAGCAGUUAACAGUGAUUCUGCUUCCUGUUUUGUGUGAAACAGUCUAUGCUUUGGGGUCCACUGGUGGUGUGAGAACUUUCCUGAGGAGCAUAAUUUACUGUGGAAAUAAAAUAAAAAAAGACUGCACAGGCACAACUGUGACCAAAGAUGGCACAAAAGCUCAAGGAAAGGAUAAAGCAGACAUGGUACCACAAAAAUAAUCAAACAGAACUCUUUUGACCCGACUACAACACUCGCCUUAUAGUUUUUUCUUGAUUCAUUACUGUCAGGAUGUAAACUGUUUGAGGUUUUUGCUCCUUUUUAAAACUGAAACUAACACAAAAAAGCUUUUUUCUCUAUAGAAAAUGACGUGUAUAAUUCUGAAAUAAAGUGAGUUGGUAAUAAAGGUGCACUGGGGAGAAGGAUCUUUUCAAGUGCUUUCAUAAUCUACAGAAGAAGUUCAACUUUCAAAGAUCUGACUGUAACUUCACAAGUUCUUGUAUAUUUAACUAUUAGAGCAGGUUUAAUGUUUGUACACACAAAAGGCUGGUUUGAUUUUAAUAUGGAGAACAGAGGAUUUCCAGAAACAUUUUGUUCCCAGCUUGGGAACCGAUCUAAUCCUGCAAAAAAGGCAGCCUUUCAGAGUUACUCAUAUUUUCAUGCAUGCUGUUCACCUUAUUUUAGGUACAAUUUUUACAAGUUUGCAAACAAUGAAGUGACAAAACCCUUUAUCUCUGUACACAUAAAGCCCUAAAACUUGUCACCAGUUUUAUAUUUUGGACUGGCAAAGAAUGCCACUGACAUGUUUUUAAUGCUUGGGGUUAGAAUGAAAAACAUAUAGCUUGUUGAGGAUGUCUUGUCUGUCUGUGUUAAAAACCGAGAGGGCCGGCUUCUGCUACGAGGACGAGGUGACCUGAAUGUAAAUGCUAGUAGGCUGGGCUGCUGUAAAAUUCAACUCGUACUGUGUUUUGCCGGUAAGAUGUUGGAGUCCCUGUACACUGUUAGACUGUUUGUAAUCAUUUAAGCUGAGUGUCAAUUUGGUUUUCUAACAGCUGGUGUGGUGUUAAAGACGCAUCUGGACAUUUUUUUUUUUUGGGAGGGGAGUAUUUAAUCAUGGGUGGGGGGUGAAAUAUUUCCUUGAUUUAAAACACAUUAAGGACACAGAGGAUAUGUUUGAUUGUAGCUCUACAUAGCAUAAUGUAUGACAAAACACUGGAUGGAUCAAAAACAAUAAUUUAAGCAUAAAAUAAAUUGUGUUUAACUCUGAAACUGUGUGAUCUCUUCAGACUUGAGAGACUGUAUAUGCAGUGUGAAAUAGAAAUGUUUUCACUAGCUUACCGAGAGGAUUUUAUUUUAUAUUAGGAGCCAUCUUUAUAUUGGUUUUCAUUAGAUGCCCGUGUUAUUCUAAAGUGUGGUGUUCUUCUGACGCGAAGCCUCAGUAUGCUGAUAUCUAUGCUGUGGACAUUAAAAAACGAUGUAACCUGUUUUUGUUUGGGUGGGGGUGUUCAAAGGAAGUCAGGUUGGUGCAAAGUUACAUCCCCUUCUAUGCUAUGUCAAUUAGGGGGUACAGAAGACCCUUUGAUAUGGUUGGAAAAAUAAAAUUUUUUGUCAGUUUUGUUUGAUAAGUGUUUUCACCUGAGCAGAUUUUUUGAUGUACAAUUCUUACUAACAGAGUGAAGCCAUUGAAAAUGUAAUUAUUCUAGAACUUUGGUUAUUCAAAGUCUUUUAGAGCCUAUAGCAGCAAAUUAUGCCACCCCAAAUGUGUCAGAUAUCUUUAAAAAAAAAUUUCAACCUAAAAAUGAAAAAAUAAAUAAAUAAAAAUAAAUAAAAGUGCAACGAUUUCGCAGUA
This is a messenger RNA of Girardinichthys multiradiatus, 16581 nucleotides long. Its product is annotated as ankyrin-3-like. The transcript has 48 exons. The coding region runs from base 316 to 14508 and encodes 4730 amino acids. NCBI's taxonomy places the organism in Eukaryota, Metazoa, Chordata, Actinopteri, Cyprinodontiformes, Goodeidae. Gene Ontology annotation, molecular function: protein binding. Gene Ontology annotation, biological process: signal transduction; regulation of cardiac muscle contraction; protein localization to T-tubule. The record is from RefSeq and is a predicted model, not a curated record. Gene Ontology annotation, cellular component: T-tubule.